Molecule: messenger RNA, 729 nt
Organism: Aphanomyces astaci
Lineage: Eukaryota; Oomycota; Saprolegniomycetes; Saprolegniales; Verrucalvaceae
Exons: 3
Coding region: 1-729 (242 amino acids)
Source: RefSeq, a predicted model, not a curated record
AUGAACUUCAUCAUCACGACGCUAAGACUCAACGGAACCAGGAUUCCUCUUCAUCCGAGGCCGUUUCCAUUCCUGCCGCCACUAGCUGAGACUCACCGCGUGGUGGACAUCCUUGCUCCCGAUGAGAAGCUCGCGCGACGCCGCAACUACACAUGGUCCCAGGGGGGGUUUGCCACAGGGGGGUUCCUCGCUGGGGGGCCAUUGACGCCCAACGAGCUGCGGCUCAUAGACCACUUUCAAUUGAAUGCGGCUACCACGACUCGCCUGGACCUGCACAACUUCUUUCUGGCGGAAUACGACCUCCAUUGGUUGGUUCGACCGCUCGAAAGUGACCACUAUGACGUCGACGUGCCCGAGAGCAGUGCAAUAUUGGUGGUGGCGUACUUGAUCCAACACAACCCUGUCGAGGCGACGACCACUCUAUUGACGAUGAUUGAGCCAUGGAUGGAUCAACUACGUGACAUCUUAAUGGGGGACUUUUGUCCAAAUUUCUACUCCACCGCGACGUCUGCCGUCGCCCAUGUGAAAGGCACCAUCUACGCCUCGUACUUUCACCUACCCAAGGUGUUGAUGCCGGCGUACGACAUGCUUGCAGCCGCCAUUGCGAUGCGAAGCGCAGCGUUUGGCUCGAAUAUGCCCAACCGAUAUAUGGUCCAGAACGCCCUGCUCAUCGAACAAGUGAUGGUGCUGACCACGCACAACGCGUUGGCGUUGCACGAAUCAUCUUGA